AGGUUCCUGCGGGACAUCCCGUCGGAGCUGGCGGCGUUGGGCUUCACCUCCAUACAGGUGACUUACUUUACCUCGCUGUCCAGACAACAGGAGUUUGAAGGAAAUACCAAGAGUGUGAUCCCACUCUUCUCUGUAACAUAUUUCUUGACAAUAACCUUUUCCAUCGUCUCUUGCCUAAGACUGAGCUGUAUAAGAAAUAAUGUCUGGCUCGCGUGCUGUGGAGUGGUUUCUGCCGGUUUAGCUGUAUUAAGCAGCUUUGGAUUGAUGCUCUUCUGUGGAGUGCCGUUUGUGGUCACUGUAGCAAAUGCACCAUUUCUUAUUCUAGGAGUUGGUGUUGAUGACAUGUUCAUCAUGAUCGCUUCCUGGGAACAAAGUACAAGAAAAAAAGAGAAAUCCAACGUUAAAUCUCUGCUGGCCGAGACUUACGCCGAAGCAGCACUUUCUGUGACCAUCACCACUCUCACAGAUGUUUUGGCCUUCUUCAUUGGCACCUGGACUGCUUUUCCAUCCGUGAGAUCAUUUUGCCUCUAUACAGGCACUGCUUUUGUCUUCUGCUAUAUAUAUACCAUGACCUUCUUUGGGGCAAUUAUUGUAUUAAAUCAUAAAAGGGAGCAAGGAAACCGACACUGGCUAACUUGUAUGCCUGUGGGAGUAGACAAAGAUCAGGCUGAGAAGUCCUGCUUGUACAAUGCUUGCUGUAUAGGCACCUGUUCUAGGGAGUCAUCUCAGCUAGAAAGUGAACAUCCAAUGAGCAUCUUCUUUAAAAAGUAUUAUGGCCCCUUCUUCACAAAUAAAUGGAUCAAGCUACUUGUGGUGUUGCUGUACGGAACAUAUUUGGGUGGCAGUAUCUAUGGAUGUACUCAGAUCAGGGAAGGCAUUGAUCUUCGAAAUCUGGCGAAUGACGACUCUUACGUUAUUCCAUACUAUGAUGACAACGACAAAUACUUCUCAGCAUAUGGACCCAGGGUCAUGGUUGUCAUUACUGAAAGUGUAGAUUACUGGAAUGAGACUGUUCGUCUUGGCAUUGAGCACUGCAUGCAGAAUUUAGAGGGCAUUUCCUAUGUAGAUAAGAACCUCUCAGAGUCAUGGCUGAGGGUAUACACAAAACUUGCUGAACGUGGUUUGAUAAAAAUAAACAAUAAGACCCUUUUCAUUAGUAACUUACCUACACUGUUCCAAAUUGUUCCCAGUUUUGAGUGGGACAUUAACAAGACUCAGGAUAAAAUAGAAGCUUCACGUUUCUUCAUCCAGACGGUGAAUGUGACCUCAGCCAUUGAUGAGAAGAAUCUUCUCAAUCAGUUAAGAGAGACAGCUAAGCAGUGCAGUAUUUCAUUAAUGGUGUACCACCCGGCGUUCAUCUACUACGAUCAGUACCUGGUGAUAGUGCAGAACACCAUUCAGAACAUUGUUGUUGCUGCCGGGGCAAUGCUCAUUGUCUCCCUUUUGCUUAUUCCCAACCCGUUGUGUUGCUUGUGGGUGACUUUUGCUAUAGCUUCUGUUAUAGUUGGUGUCGCUGGUUUCAUGACAUUUUGGAACGUCAAUCUAGAUUCCAUAUCCAUGAUCAACCUGGUCAUUUGUAUAGGGUUUUCAGUAGAUUUUUCAGCUCAUAUUUCCUAUGCCUUUGUUACGAGUGGAGAGUCGUCUGCCAAUAAAAGGUCAAUCGAAGCUCUGUCCCUGCUAGGUUACCCCGUAUUACAAGGUGCAGUUUCUACUAUACUGGGAGUAGUUGUCCUGGCUGCAGCAAAAACCUACAUCUUUAGGACAUUUUUCAAGAUCAUGUUCCUUGUUAUUUUGUUUGGGGCUCUUCACGGUCUUGUUUUUAUUCCGGUGUUUUUAACCUUUUUUGGAAACUUUGGCAGAUCACCCCACAAUACCAAAUCUAAAAGACUAGAGCUUAGGUUUAGAAAUGAUAAAGAUUGUCCAUGA
Molecule: messenger RNA, 1926 nt
Organism: Balearica regulorum gibbericeps (East African grey crowned-crane)
Lineage: Eukaryota; Metazoa; Chordata; Aves; Gruiformes; Gruidae
Gene: PTCHD3
Product: patched domain containing 3
Cellular component (GO): membrane
Source: RefSeq, a predicted model, not a curated record